UUAAUACAUUUGAAAAACAAAUCAAGCUUUGAAUCAAUCAUGAAGAAUAACAUUCUCUUAUUAUUGAUUCUUCUCUUUCUAAUUCAAUUUUCUGUAUCGCUUUCUUCCUCAAAUGAGACUGACCAAAGAGCUCUACUAGCUUUCCAUAAUCUUAUUACAACUCCCACUAAUUUUUUGGCUAAUAAUUGGACCAAAAAUACCUCUUUUUGCUCUUGGUUUGGUGUCACUUGCAGCCCAAAAAGGCAAAGGGUUGUUGCCUUGGAUCUUCCUAAUUUGCAACUUCAAGGCACAAUCUCCCCGUCUUUGGCCAAUUUGUCCUUCCUCACUGUUCUCAAUCUCCAGAAUAACAGCUUCCACGGUGGCAUCCCUUAUGGACUUGGUCACCUGCCUCGCUUGCGAGUGGUUGACGUUAAAAACAAUCAGCUCAACGGAAGUAUACCAACAAGUCUAUUUCAAAACCGGAGAGUUGAAGUAAUUUCAUUGGGUUUCAAUGAACUCAGUGGUGAAAUGUGGAGAGGGCCAUGGUAUGUACCCCAACUCAGAGUCUUAAAUCUCAGGAACAAUAGCCUCACAGGUAUGAUCCCUCCUUCUGUUGGAAAUGCCACAAAAAUGAUGAACUUCCGUUUGUCUGGGACUAGAGUCAGGGGCAACAUUCCAAAGGAGGUUGGUAAUCUGAGCCAGCUUGCAUCAUUAUCCUUGAGAGAUAAUCAAUUAACAGGUUCCAUUCCUCCAACACUGUUUAAUAUAUCGUCUCUACUUUCUUUAUCUCUGGCAAACAAUAGCCUUUCCGGUCCUCUCUUGCUUGAUGAAGGAAAUAUUGUCUCAAAUCUCAACAUCAUAAAUAUACCUUACAACCAAAUUUCUGGUUCCAUUCCUUCCAACAUAUGCCAACUCACACAGCUCAAAGCUUUGUCCAUAUCUUUCAACAACAUAAAUGGAGAAAUACCCAGAAAUAUUGAUUGUUUAUCAAAACUCGAGAUGUUUUUUUUUGGUGAUAAUCCAAUAAAAGGGACUAUUCCCAUUUCAUUGGGAAACAUUUCCACUCUGCAAUAUCUUUAUUGUAAAAACAGUCGUAUAGUGGGGCAAAUUCCUCCAGAAUUAGGAAGGCUAUCAAAUUUGAGGAAAUUAAGCGUUGCUCAGAAUUAUAAUCUUAUGGGUGAAAUUUUCAACAUAUCUUCUUUGGAACUGAUCGAUUUCAGUUUCAAUAAACUCUCGGGAAGAAUUCCAAGCACUACAGGUCUUCAUCUUCCCAACCUUGAAGGACUUAACUUGGCACAGAAUCAGCUUGAAGGGGAGAUUCCAUUGUUCAUAACAAAUGCUUCCAAGCUUGAGAUACUGUCGCUGGAAAAUAAUUUUCUCACAGGAACUAUUCCUACUAAUUUAGGAAAUCUUCGUGAGCUGCAAGGACUGCUCCUACAUCAUAAUCAACUUACCAAUGAACCAACAGAGCGUGAGUUGCGAUUCUUCAAUUCUUUGGCGGACUGUAGGAUGUUGAGAUAUCUACAAGUGGGUAAAAAUCCGUUGAGUGGCGUUCUGCCAAAUUCUAUUGGGAAUCUCUCAUCUACUAUUGAAAACUUUAAUAUAGCAAAUGCGCACAUCAAUGGCCUCAUUCCCACUAGUAUAGGCAACAUGAGCGGUCUUACAUCCUUAGACAUUCAAGACAACAACUUGGCAGGGAAUAUCCCUUCCGAGUUUGGUAAGCUUAAACAAAUCCAAGGUCUGUUGCUAUCUUACAAUAAAUUGCAGGAACAUAUUCCAGAGGCAGUAUGCCACUUAUCUAAUUUGGUUAAACUACUUCUGGAUGGGAAUGAGCUCACUGGAUUAAUUCCAGAAUGCUUAGGAAAUCUUAGCAUGCUACAAUAUCUUCAUUUGGGUUCUAAUAAAUUUUCAUCAGAAUUUCCAUUGCGCCUUUGGAAAAUGAGUGGUCUUCUCUAUCUAAACGUGUCACAGAAUUCAAUAGAGGGAGAAAUUCCAUCAGAUAUUGGAGAACUAAAAGCCAUUCUAGGACUAUAUCUUUCCAGUAACCACUUUUCAAGUGUGAUACCAACCAGAUUGGGGGAACUCCAAAACCUGCAGUCUCUUGACCUGUCGAACAAUUCAUUUUUUGGGGAAAUUCCAUUAUCCUUUGCCAACCUGAUAAGCUUAGAAUUCUUGGAGUUGUCUUCAAAUGCAUUGUCAGGUACUAUUCCUAAGUCUUUGGAAAAGCUCUCAUACCUCAAAAGCAUUAAUGUUUCAUUUAAUGAUUUAGAAGGUCAAAUACCGAGUGGUGGUGUGUUUGCAAAUUCCACUCGGCAAUCAUUUCUCGGGAACAAAGGUCUUUGUGGAAUGCACAUAUUGGAGAUUCCUGCUUGUGUUAUCACUAAUCCUGGAAAACAAUCAAAGCUUAAGGAGGUUCUGAUAAAAAUUGUUACUCCAGUGAUUAUUGCAUCCUUUCUAAUAUUCUUGUUGGUUUCAAUUUGGAUAAUGAAAAGACACAAUAAAGGGAAGUCCAAAGAUGUGGAGAAGGUACUGGAGAUUAAGACUCAUCAAUUAGUUUCUUAUUACGAGAUUCAACGAGCAACAAAUAAUUUUGAUGAAUCCAAUUUAAUUGGUGAGGGAAGCUCUGGCUCUGUGUACAAAGGUGCAUUGUUUGGUGGAACUGCAGUGGCCAUUAAGGUUCUGGAUUUGGAAAAUGAGCAAGUAUGCAAGAGGUUUGAUACCGAAUGUGAAGUGAUGAGAAAUGUUAGACACAGAAAUCUUGUUUCAGUGAUUACUACGUGUUCUAGUGACUAUAUAAGAGCCUUUGUUCUGCAAUUUAUGCUCAAUGGAAGUCUUGAGAAUUGGUUGUACAAAGAAGAUCGGCACUUGAACCUUCGUCAAAGAGUCGCUGUGAUGCUUGAUGCAGCUAUGGCAGUUGAAUAUCUACAUCAUGGUCAUGUAACUCCAAUAGUUCAUUGCGACUUAAAGCCAGCCAACAUUCUUUUGGAUGAAGAUAUGGUAGCUCAUGUUGGUGAUUUUGGCAUCUCUAGAAUUUUAGCCAUAAGCAAGUCAAUGGCUUAUACAGAAACAUUGGGCACUCCUGGAUACAUUGCACCAGAAUAUGGCUCGGAGGGAAUAGUGUCUGCUAGUGGUGAUGUUUAUAGCUACGGCAUCAUGUUGAUGGAGGUUUUGACGAAAAGAAGGCCAACAGAUGAAGAGAUAUGUAGUGACAAUCUUGACUUGAGGAAAUGGAUAACACAAUCAUUUUCAGGGAAUAUGAUGGACGUUGUGGAUGUCAAUCUUUUUUCUGAGGAAGAACAAAUCACUAGUAAAAGUGAAAUGUGCAUAGCGUCGAUGAUAGAAUUGGGUUUAGACUGCACAAAGGAAAGUGCAGAAUCAAGAGUGACCAUGAAAGAAGUAGUAAAGAGGCUUUGCAAAAUCAACAACGCAUUUCUGGAAACGUAAAAGUGGUUAGCAUCUUUUGUGAGCUGCAAGUUAAUAUGAUGGUUUUUGUUUCUUCAGUUAAGUCUUCGUAUAGUAAUAUUGGAGCUAGUCAGUAGUCAUAUGUUGUUUGUAAUUUCAUUUGAGUGGUUUUGACCCUGUUUUAUUUUAUGUAUAUAUUUGUAUUUAUGUUUUGAA
This is a messenger RNA of Solanum pennellii, 3597 nucleotides long. RefSeq names its product receptor kinase-like protein Xa21. Gene Ontology annotation, molecular function: protein kinase activity; protein binding; ATP binding. Gene Ontology annotation, biological process: protein phosphorylation. The record is from RefSeq and is a predicted model, not a curated record. Lineage: Eukaryota; Viridiplantae; Streptophyta; Magnoliopsida; Solanales; Solanaceae.